Messenger RNA from Populus nigra (black poplar), 1253 nucleotides. Its product is annotated as probable pectinesterase 8. Gene Ontology annotation, biological process: cell wall modification. Lineage: Eukaryota; Viridiplantae; Streptophyta; Magnoliopsida; Malpighiales; Salicaceae. The record is from RefSeq and is a predicted model, not a curated record. The transcript has 5 exons. Gene Ontology annotation, molecular function: pectinesterase activity. The coding region runs from base 33 to 1229 and encodes 398 amino acids.
GCCCAAUCCCUCUUCCGAAUAAAGAAAAAAAAAUGAGUCUCAGAAACAUUUCUUUCACUCUCCUGGUUUCCCUUUUGGCAAUUAUGGCAUCAGCUGUUUUUAUCAGUCCAAACCUUUCUCUUUUGCACCAACUCAUUGAACUUGGUUUGGCCACUUUUUCAUCGCCUAUUAUUGCAACUUUCAUUCCAUAUAGCAUUGGAGGUCGCCGUCAUCACCACCACCAUAAUAAACACCCUAGUGAUGGAAAAAUAGUCAACAUUUGUGAAGAUUUCCCUCCUGACUUCCCCCCUCCAGACACCAACACAACCUCAACCAUUUGUGUCGAUCGAAACGGAUGCUGUAAUUUCACGACAGUUCAAUCAGCUGUUGAUUCGGUCAUGAAUUUUAGUCAGAAAAGAACCAUAAUUUGGAUCAAUUCUGGCAUUUACUAUGAGAAAGUCACCGUUCUAAAGUACAAACAGAACAUUACAUUCCAAGGACAGGGCUAUACAUCAACUGCAAUUGUAUGGAAUGACACUGCAAAAUCUUCUAAUGGGACAUUUUAUAGCGGUUCUGUUCAAGUUUUCUCGAACAACUUCAUUGCUAAGAACAUAAGUUUCAUGAAUGUGGCUCCAAUUCCAAGCCCCGGUGAUAUUGGAGCCCAAGCAGUGGCGUUUAGAAUAUCUGGAGACCAAGCUUUCUUUCUGGGCUGUGGAUUCUUUGGAGCACAAGACACCCUUCAUGAUGAUAGAGGUCGCCAUUACUUUAAGGAUUGUUAUAUCCAAGGCUCUAUUGAUUUCAUCUUUGGCAAUGCAAGGUCACUCUAUGAGAAUUGCCAGUUGAUUUCUAUGGCUAACCCAGUAGCUCCAGGAGCAAAAGGCAUAAAUGGAGCAGUAACAGCACACGGUAGAAUUUCCAAGGAUGAAAACACAGGUUUUGCCUUUGUAAAUUGCACCUUAGGAGGUACAGGAAGAAUAUGGCUAGGUAGAGCUUGGAGGCCAUAUUCCUCAGUCAUUUUUUCAUACACUAGCAUGACUGAUAUCGUUGCGCCUGAGGGCUGGAAUGACUUCAAUGAUCCCACCAGAGACCAGACUGUUUUCUAUGGAGAAUACAAUUGUUUGGGUGCUGGAGCCAAUAUGACUAUGAGGGCACCUUAUGUUCAAAAACUUAAUGAUACACAAGCUUCUCCUUUCCUCAACGUGUCAUUUAUUGAUGGAGAUCAAUGGUUACAAUCAUUUAUUAAUUCUUAAAUAUAAAAUAUAUUUAUCUCUUCA